Messenger RNA from Penicillium odoratum, 1116 nucleotides. RefSeq lists its product as uncharacterized. The transcript has a single exon. Lineage: Eukaryota; Fungi; Ascomycota; Eurotiomycetes; Eurotiales; Aspergillaceae. The record is from RefSeq and is a predicted model, not a curated record. Bases 1 to 1116 code for a protein of 371 amino acids.
AUGUGGCUCUACCGGGGCGCGCAGUCGGCUGUCUUUUACUAUGCUACCUGCACCCCUUGUGCAGAAGCCCGAGGGCGCCGUAAACGCAAGAAGGAUGCCGUUCGAUCACAACGAUUGCAGGAGCAAUACGACACCAACCUCGUUACCGAUCAGCCCCGUCCAUUCCCGCAGCCGACUCCAUUCAGCACCAAUGAAGGGUGGCGGGAGGAAAUUGUCCUAGGUCCGGGACCUCCAACUCGCCGGGGCGGCAAUCGCAAUCCUCAACGGACGAACAGCUGGAACACCGACGAACUUUCGCAGAUGAAAGACAAGAGUGGGAGCCUGAAGAAUCCGCUCGGCGAACGGUGGAACCGGAUGCGAUACCAACGCGAGGAUGAGCCGCUCUGGGGUCAGGAUGUACAAGGAUCCUCAAUUGGCUUUUCAGGCCUUGGUCGUGCAGACCCUCAUGAGCAAUCCAAAUAUUACACUGCUCGCGUACCCCCUGUCAAUGAUCUUCACCCUCCAAUUGUCAGCGGCCCGAAGUGCCGUGCAGAAACUCGAUGGAUGCUCCAACCACCGCCCAGCGCGAGGGUCAUGGUAGGCAAGGCAACCUUUGCCAAUUCUCCUCGCGACAGUGUAGGUGGUCUACCUGGCGACCGUUUGUCUCGUGUCACCCAACUUGGCUCUCGCCGUACGGAAAUCCCUGCACAGGCAGAACGUAUCAGUAACGACAGAGCCCUCGACAAAGAUUUCAUUCAACAGAACUUGCCGCGACGACCUUCUGUAAGCCGCGUGCGGGAACGCUCCAAUAGUAUCUCACGGGAAGACUUCGAGUUCUCAGGGCAUUCUCCAUCCGAUUCCAUGUUCUCUAUGGCCAACAGCGACGAAUUAUCUCCCACUGCGUCCUGGAAAUAUCCCGACACCCCCGAAACACGGAGGGCUUCUAAAUCAAUCGAUGACAGUGAUAAAGUACUGCGUCGUCCACAAAUAUCUAAAACGCUUUCCACCUUGCACCGCCCCGAUAACAAACACAAGGUCCAUCUUCUCCACCUCGAGAUCAAUGAUGAAAACCCCGAUGAGGUCGGAUACGGUCAACUAGAACGUAUUCGUCCAUGGCGCUGGAGCAUGGAUAUCUAA